Molecule: messenger RNA, 1553 nt
Organism: Candidula unifasciata
Lineage: Eukaryota; Metazoa; Mollusca; Gastropoda; Stylommatophora; Geomitridae
Source: the annotation of a GenBank genome assembly
GGGACAACGAGCGAGAAAGCGCCAAGCGCCGGAGACAGAAUGCCUACGCCAAAGAUCUGGAGCUUCAAAUGCGAGAAAAUGACGCUGCAAAACUGCGGGAACGCUACCAGGAGAUGAGCGUCAACGCCUCGGGAUGGCUCGACCCAGAGAAGCGACCAGACCGGCUCAAGCCACUCGGAGGCGACGGAUUUAUGACAAGUCGAAGAGAGAGGGAUUCCAAGGUUCGGCCUUACCAUACUCUGUUUCUCUACGGCAGAAAUCCCCAAGAUGCCAACACAUCACGGGCAGGAAUUCCCGAAGGCAGUGGCAACAUUGGCGUUGGCGGCACCGAGGGUGGGUCCCUACAGUUACGACAGUGGCAACUCAGCCUUGAUACGCCUGCAGGUCUUAUGCACGAGCCUCUUACGGAAGCAACAGCCGGUAGAUACCAACCCAACGACUCCAUUCACCAAGCAUACAAUUUCUACGCUACUAGAGACAUCGAUCGACCAGCUGGGUAUGGUUCGAUCGUCCAGCCUCUGGUUGUUCCGUACGUGGACAAUCGACCGAUCAUAAUGCCAGGAAGAUAUGAAUCCAAUGACUAUCAUCCGAAGUAUAAUCCUUUCGAACACAAUAACAACAACGAUAGUUUGCACCGGGAAAUCAAAGCCCUGCUGGGAAUAACACAGUUAGAAAGGGAGAGGACAAAGGCGCAGCUCACCAGAGAAAAUGAUGACUAUCAGAAGAGGAUGAGGAAGGAGUUGGAGGAUGAACGAAGGAGGCUGAUGGACCAGGAAAAUGAGGCAAGGCGUCGAAUGGAGCAGAUGGCCAGAGAUCUUGAAGAGAGGAGACGGGAGUGGGAAAGACAAAUGAGGGAAGCAGAGAGAGCCAAACAAAAAAUCAAACUGCCCAAAACAGAGCCGAUCACAGUUAGACCUCCAAGUACAACAUUGCUCAGUGACAUGGACGACACCAGGCGACGACUGAUCGAGGAGCGAAAGAAAAUUGAAGAACUACUCAGAGCACAGAGACCCCAAGAAUACACAGAGGUCAAGAUUUUGAAAAGGCCACCACCGCCACCAACGCCUCCCGAUUGUGACCUUGCCAACCGACGAAUUGUUGAAGAGUUUAAUUAUUUAAAGCACAUAGAUGUGGAGAAUCGGAAGAUGUUUCGCCAAAUGUACCCACAUCUGCCCAAGACCAACAUAAACCUGGAAGCCCAGCAGCGAGCAUUGCUCCGACAGCAAGAGGAGGCCCUUAGAUCCUUACAGAAAGACCCUAAGCAACCUCCCGCCAAAACAGCUCCUGUCAACUUCAACAGACGACCUCGCUGGAUGGACAAGUCUCUGACACCUCUACCACACAGAGUUCGUCACAGAGAUCGCCUGUACACUGCUCACAGUUUGGACGGUGACCUAGACCGCAUCUACAGCACUGUAGAGAAGCAUGAAAGGGCUUUAGAAAGUACUUCUGACGAGUUCGACAAGCUCCGGCUACGCAGCCACAGGCCAGCCUCAGCUGAAACCCUAACUGACGACACAUGGAUGAGACCAGCUUCAGCUACCAUUAUAUGA